Eucalyptus grandis is the source of this 4640-nucleotide messenger RNA. Its product is annotated as disease resistance protein RPV1-like. Gene Ontology annotation, biological process: defense response; signal transduction. Lineage: Eukaryota; Viridiplantae; Streptophyta; Magnoliopsida; Myrtales; Myrtaceae. The record is from RefSeq and is a predicted model, not a curated record. Gene Ontology annotation, molecular function: protein binding; ADP binding. The coding region runs from base 70 to 4119 and encodes 1349 amino acids. The transcript is spliced from 7 exons.
UAGAACACGCCACACCUACCUUUUUUCUCUCUAGGGGAGAGAUAUCUGGAAGUAAUAAGCUUCCUGACUAUGGCAGACUUUGAGGCCGGAACAAGUAGUGAUGCUGCAAAAGUAUUAAGAGAUGCUGGAGUCCGCGUAUUCAGAGACGAAGAUGAGCUCCAUGUCGGUGAAGUGAUUGCUGGGAACCUUUUAUGUGCUAUCAAUAACUCCAUGCUCUACAUACCUAUCUUCUCUCAAACUUAUGCUUCCAGUAAAUGGUGCCUUCGUGAGCUUGUGCACAUCGUAGACAACGUGUCUAAGUCUGAGGGGAAAAAAUGUAUCCUUCCCAUAUUUCUCGACGUAGAACCAGAGGAUGUUAAACUUAAGACUCCACAAUAUAGAGAUGCUUUAUUGGAACACGCAAUCAAGUUUCCUGAUGAAGUCAAGGCUUGGAGAAAGACUCUUGCAAAGGUGGAUGAAAUCAAGGGAUGGAACGUAAAAAAGGACCAGAGUCAAGCAUCGAUUGUCAAAUUGGUUAUUGAAAGGGUUUUGGAGAAGCUAAAGACAAAACAAAAAUCAGUGACUGAAUAUUUAGUUGGACUUGAUGAUCGGGUCAAAGACUUGACAGAAUUAGUAGAUCUCGACGAUCAUGUUGUGCGGCUCAUUGGAAUUUAUGGCAUGGGUGGUAUCGGUAAAACAACUGUUGCCAAGGUUAUCUUCAAUCAACUAUCUUCCCACUUUGGAAAGUGUUGUAGCUUCCUUGAGGACGUUCAAGAAAGUGUGUCAACCAAGGAGGGCUCAAUCCGGUUGCAAAAGAAAUUACUAUCUGACAUUGUUGGUUCUGGAUUUGCAGAAAAACUCGAGGAUAGUGAACAAGGAAUGAUGAGGAUUGGAGAAACACUUCGCACCAAGAAGGCCCUUGUGGUUUUGGAUGAUGUUGAUAAUAAAGAACACAUUAAGAAACUAAUAGGAAAUUAUUCAUUACAUUCAGGAUCUAGGCUAAUCAUUACAACGAGAAACACGACCAUUUUGCAAAUUGAGGGAUUUCAUGGUAAAAUUCUACCGUAUGAGAUGCUAAAGAUGGAUUAUGGUCUUGCACUUCAGCUUUUUUGUCAGCACGCCUUCGGUAGAGACUUUCCUUUAGAUGAUUAUCAUGGGCUUUCGAGUGAAAUUGUCUCAAGUAUGGGAGGACUACCUUUAGCUAUCGAAGUGGUAGGUUCAUUACUUAAUCGGAAAACCAUAGCAUUUUGGGAAGAGACAUUGGUCAGGUUAAGGAAUGUACCUGAGGAAGAGAUUCUAAAGAAGUUGAGGAUUAGCUAUGAUGACCUGGACGAAUAUCAACAACAAAUUUUUCUCGAUAUCGCAUGCUUCUUUUUCAAUGAGAAUAAGACUAAUCCAAUUUACAUGUGGGUAGGUUGUCAAUUUUACCCCCAAAGAGGAAUUGAUAUCCUUACCAAUAGGUGCUUGAUAAAGAUAUUAGACAAUGAUAAUUUUUGGAUGCAUGAUCUACUAAUAGACUUGGGAAGGCAAAUUGUCCGUCAAGAAAGUCCAAGUGAUCUUGGAAAGCAGAGUAGGUUGUGGAUUGCAAAAGAGGCCAUCGAAAUCAUAAAAACCGAAGAGAGGAAGGAAAAGGUUCAAGCACUUGAGGUUGAUGGACUGGAUAACUCCAUAGAGAUUACAAAUAAAGAGUUUGAAAGGUUACCAAAUCUAAGAUUUCUCAAGUUACGCAAUGGAACUUAUGUUGGGGACUUUGCAAAGUGUCAUUCAAAGUUGAGAUGGAUUUCUUGGCAUUCUCCUCAUCAGGAUUUUAGGGCAGACAAUAUGUAUUUGGAUCAUCUUACGAUUUUUAAACUUGACAAGAGCAGCUUCCCGAAUAAUUCAAAGGCAUGGGACUUGAUUAAGAGGGCACAAAGUUUGAAAGUUCUAUCUCUUACCGGGUGUGAUGGCAUAACGACAAUCCCGGACUUCUCAAAAUGCUUGGGUUUAGAGAGGUUGACUCUUGCACACUGCAACUGGCUAAACAAAAUUGAAAACUUCAUUGGAAGUCUAAAGUCAUUGAUUGAGUUAGAGAUUGAGUGGUGCAUGGAUCUUACAGAUUUACCUAAAGAAGUGGGGGCACUAGUAAAGCUUAAGCGCUUCUCAUUGCAAGGAUGUUCUGGGUUGAGAGAACUUCCAGGCUCAUUCGGGAGUUUAAUCUCUUUGAGAGAGUUAAACUUAUCACAUACAUGCAUUGCCGAACUUCCAAACUCCAUCCAAGGAUUAGUGGAACUUGAGUCUUUUCUUCUAACACAGACAAGGAUUAAGAAACUACCAGACUCCAUUGGAGAGUUAAAAUCAUUACGCAUAUUGCGUUAUUCAAAAAAAGGAUCAUAUUGUUCGAAGCAUCAUAUUUGGCAGUUACCUGGUGGCAUCAACAUGUUGGAAAAUCUUGAAGAACUAGAUCUCUCUGGGAAUUUUAGACUGGAAGGUAAAAUUCCUGCUGGAAUUGAAGAAUUGUCAUCUAUAAAAAUCAUAAAUUUAAUGGACACCAAUAUCAGUGGAAUUCCAAGGACAAUCAAUAUGCUUGAUCACCUACAAACACUAAACCUAAGAGGUUGUCAUAUGAUUCAAGGGUUGCCUGAGCUUCCCACAAGUUUGACUAGUCUAUUUCUUGAAUCUAAAUCAUUGCUUUCAAUUCCCAAUCUGUCGGUCCUUACUAAUUUGGUUGAACUGCUACUAAGUGAUGGCUCUAGUAGUAUGGGGAAAUCAAGUCUAAUCACAGGAUGCAACUUAAGGUGGAUUGGGAGGUUAUCUAAACUGGAAAAGUUAGAUUUACAUUUGCUUAAUGUCCCUGCACCUUCAGAGUUGGCUUCUCUUUCUCAACUAGAGGAGCUUACUUUGUCUUUCCUAGACUUAGAAACUCUUGUGCAGCUUCCGUCCUCUCUCUUGAGAUUGAAUUUACCAUUCCUCACCAUAAGGUGGGCAAAGUUACUUCCCUCCUACUUGAGAUUGAGAAAUUUGUCCACUUUAGAAUUCUAUCAUGGUGAAGUGGAAGACAUUCCACUCAAUGGACUUCCACAUCUAGAGAAAUUAACUGUUGACAGUUGUAAAUUGCUUCAAAGAUUAUCCAUUCCAUUGGAAUUAAAGAAGCUAAGGCAAGUGUAUGUGUCAAAUUGUCCAGAGCUAGUUGAGAUAGAAGUUGUGGGUCAAUCAAAAUCAUUGGAAUCUUUAUGUGUUAUUGGGUGCGAAUCUCUUAGAAGAAUAUUUGGGUUAUCAUAUUUGAGGAACCUAGAGGAAUUGGUAGUCCAACGGUGCCAUUUACUUAUCAAUGUUGAGGACCUUCACAAUCUAGAGUCUCUGAAAUCCUUGGAUGUACAGGAGUGCACAUCAUUGAGAAGAUUGAUUGAUGCAUCUUACACAAAUAUACCGGAUGAUUGCCUCGUCCAUAUAGAGCGGUGUGGAGACGUUAUCAAAGUUUCUACUCGGAGCAACCCAUUCGGAAUCUCUUGGAAGCAUUAUAGAGAGGAGAUUCUUCAAGAUACAUCAAACAAGAUGGAACAUAAUUUCACAAUCAGAUUCCAUCUCGGGGUAAAGAAGUCUAGUGAGGGGUUUGAGUUUGUUGGUGGAGUAAAGAGGAAAAUCGAAGAUGUCAACCCUGCUUUAGUGACAUAUAAAGGAUUGAUUGCUGAUGUGAAAGGUUUUGCCUUUCGUUUGGAGAGAAUGUGGUACGAAACUCUUGGUGAAGACCGCAAGAUGCUCAUAGAGAUCAUGAAUGAUGAACAAGUGAAUGAAAUGUUACCACUAGCAUCUCAAAGAGGAUUGAUCGAUUUGUACGUUGAGGGAGAGGUUGACAGUGAGAGGGAGGGAGAAUACGAGGACGAGAUGGUGGAGACAUUAAGAGAGGAAUCGAGAAUGAAGACUGAUGAGUAUUCCGAUGAGGAUGGAGCUGAGGGUGACUUUUCAAGUGCUGACGAAGAGUCGGAAUCUGCAUCUGUGGAUGAAAGCGAAAUUGAAGGCACCUCUAUCAGGAAAGACGCCGAAAAUAUUGGGAAAAUCCUUGAAAAAAUGGCCGAAUCAUGCAGUGAUAAAAUCAGAACAUUAAGUGGCCCGAAUAUUAUGAAAAUGAGAGACAUAUUUAUGCGCAGAUUAAAGAAAAAUUAACAGAUAAACAAUCUCUGGCAUUGAUCUUAAGAUUAUGGUUAUUUGAUGGACGUACCAAAAUAAAGGAUGAAGAUAUAGAUAAAACCGGUCCCCUCCCUUUUCAAUGAUACACUGAAACUACAUCUAAGUUGUGAGAUUAAGAAAAGGGAUUAGAGAGAGAAAUUGGUUUUCUUCGAGAUUCAAUAAUGGGGUCAUCCUCUAAGCAUUCAGUCAGAGUCAGGCAGUGGUGAAUGUUUUGAGGCCACGGGGAAUAGAAGGCAGAUGAGGGAUGGAAGGAUUGAGCACUAUGGCAGUGUUGAUGGAGGGAAAACGAAGAGCUUGAAAAAUAGGAAGAAGGACAACGACGAGAUGGGAACCUGCCAAUCAAAAUGAAUUUGUCCGUCGUGUUGCCAAAGGUGCGAAGGAGUUGAACAUCAUGAGAGAUCCUGCAAAGCUAGAACUGAAGUUGAUCAAAAAGACCUUUCUUCUGUAAGGACUGAAGAAUUGCCUUUCUUUAUAUGCAGUUUAAAACUUAUGUCGAA